AUAUUUUUCCCUGGGUUAAUGUCUCCAUAAUCUCAUUUUGGAGCUUGUGGGUACCACUGUUUUUGAUAAAAAUAGAAUCUUUACUUCUGUUUUUAUCUGGAUUGUGGGUUCUCACUGUCCAUUCCAUUGCAAAUUCAAGCAUAUAUGUUUCCAGCUUCAUAUCUAGCUAGCUAUAGCUGCUAGGAAUAUAAAUAAAAACCCUAGCUUUCUUUCUCCGAUCCUGUGUGAAAGAAAGAGAGAGAGAGCAGAAGGGAACCUUUCUGAGAAGCUUUAAUAAUUUCCAACAAUUGCAUAAGAAGAAGAUGGUGAGAGGAAAGAUUGAGAUGAAACGGAUAGAGAAUGCAACAAGCCGUCAAGUAACGUUUUCAAAGAGGAGGAGUGGGCUUCUAAAGAAAGCACAUGAGCUUUCUGUUCUUUGUGAUGCACAAAUUGCUCUUAUAAUCUUUUCACAAAGUGGGAGGCUCUUUGAAUACUCAAGUACUUCAGACAUGGAUCAACUUUUGGAACGCUACCGUCAAUAUGUAGCAGAUGAUGGUCGUAUCAAUAAUAUUGGAGAAUUCCAGCAAUUGGAAUUUGAUCCCCCAAGCUUGGCUAAGAAGAUUGAACUUCUUGAGCUUUCUCAAAGGAAGCUAAUGGGACAGGGCCUGAGCUCUUGUUCAUUUGAUGAACUCGUUGGAAUUGAGAAUCAGCUUGUGUCAAGCUUGCAAAACAUUAGGCUCAAAAAGGCUCAGCUUUAUAGAGAGCAUAUUGAACAACUACAAAAUAAGGAGAAGGAUUUGCUCCUGGAGAAUGCCAAAUUAACUGAAAUGUGUGUGCAAAGAAAAAAAUCAGAAGAGCAAUGGGGCAAACAGAGAGGCGCAACAUUAUCCCCUAGUCCAAGUAACCAAAGUUCUGUUCUUGUGGAGACUGAAUUGUUCAUUGGACUUCCUGAAUGGCGCUAGGCGCUAACUACAUUACCCUAAACUGUUUAGCGGCGCCCAAUCUAGUCGUGGGUGACUAACUGCCGCCAAGCCGUUUUGUGGCGGUUCAAACCGCUACGAAAUUCUCUCAGAACCGCUGCAAUCUGCCGGUUUUCAUGUAGUGCUAGUGCAACAUAUUAUAUUAAUUCACUAGUAUUGUACUAUCAUUUUGGAAGAAAAGAAGAUCAUCCUCAAUAAUGUGUCAUAUAUCAUGCUUUCAUUUCCUAGUGAUGAAGAAAAAAUGUAGUAUAUAUAUAUAUAUAUGCCGCGUUUAUUAUUUGCUAAAAUUUUUCAUUGUUGUUACCUAGGUCUGUUUUGAUUCCCUCCCUAUUCUUGUUGUAAGUUUUAAGUAACCAAGGACAGACAUAAUAAAAACAAGGUGUGUUGUAUCGUAUUAU
Molecule: messenger RNA, 1357 nt
Organism: Arachis duranensis
Lineage: Eukaryota; Viridiplantae; Streptophyta; Magnoliopsida; Fabales; Fabaceae
Product: MADS-box protein AGL42-like
Exons: 8
Coding region: 303-941 (212 amino acids)
Biological process (GO): positive regulation of transcription by RNA polymerase II
Cellular component (GO): nucleus
Molecular function (GO): RNA polymerase II cis-regulatory region sequence-specific DNA binding; DNA-binding transcription factor activity, RNA polymerase II-specific; protein dimerization activity
Source: RefSeq, a predicted model, not a curated record